Chlorella variabilis is the source of this 3066-nucleotide messenger RNA. RefSeq lists its product as hypothetical. Gene Ontology annotation, biological process: negative regulation of DNA-templated transcription. The transcript has 27 exons. The record is from RefSeq and is a predicted model, not a curated record. Bases 1 to 3066 code for a protein of 1021 amino acids. Gene Ontology annotation, molecular function: protein binding. NCBI's taxonomy places the organism in Eukaryota, Viridiplantae, Chlorophyta, Trebouxiophyceae, Chlorellales, Chlorellaceae.
AUGGCUGAAGCGCCGGGGAGCCUGCUAGCCUCCAAACAGUGGACUGGACUCAUCCGAUCCCUUGACGCUGCACUCCAGGAGGCGGUGGACUGCGAUCGACAGCGGCUGCUGCUUAACCGCGGCUUUUGCCUUCAGCAGCUGGGCCUCUACCGCAAAGCGCUCAAGGAUUAUGAGGCGGUGCUGGCGGGACAGCCAGGUCAGGCGGCUGCGCUGCUCAGCAAGGCGAAGGUGCAUGUGGCUCUGAAACAGCUUGAGGAGGCCCAGGAAUGUUUGGAGGAGCUGGGCAAGGCAGCAGAUCUGGCUGCUGACAUGGCGGUGCAUCUGGAAGGCCAGCUGCUAGCGGCGGCACUGGCGGCAGGCGAGGUUAAGGAAGGCGCCAAGCUGCCACUGCUGCCGGCACUGGCGCCCCCCGCCCCACCGCCACCGCCGCCGCCACCAGCGCCUGCGCCUGCACCUGCCAAGCCGGCGGCAGCAGGCUUUGCCCCGGGCUUCCUGUCCGCGCCAGCCAAGCAGCCUGCACAGGCCAUGUCCAGUGCAGCGCCAGCAGCAGCAGCAGCGCCACCCACGCCUGCAGGCUCUGCAGGAAGCGGAGCCGCAUCGUCUGCAGCAGCAGCACUAGCAGCAGCAGCACCAGCAGCAGGCAGCGCCUCCCCACUGGCGUCGCAGGGAGGUGCCGCCAGCAGCGGCACUAGCAGCGCCGGCCAGCCGGCAGCAGCGGCAGCUGGGCCGCCGCCAAUUGCAGCCGGGGUGGAUCCUCUGCACAAGCUGAUCGCCCGCGCUGAUGCAGCCCAAGGCCUGGCGCUUGCCGUGCAGCUGGUGAACGACGGCAGCUGCCGGGAAGCUGCGUCCCUGCUGGACCUGCUGCUGUACCACCACCCUGGCAACGUGGGCGCCUUUGCGGCACGCGGCACCGCCAGAGCCUUGCUCGGCGAGCUCAGCGGCGCGGUGGAAGACUUCUCCGCCGCUAUCCAGCUGGAGCCGAGCUUUGCCGACUUCUACAAGCGGCGCAGCCAGGCGCUGGCAGCGCUGGGCGAGGAUGAGCGGGCCGCCGCCGACGUGCAGAGCGCAAUCAGCCUGUCGCCAGACGCAGCAGCCAAGGCCGAAUGUCACGAGGACCUAGGCAGGCUGCACCAAAAGGCAAAGGACUACCGCCGUGCGGAGCAGGAGUUUAGGGUCGCCGCCAGCCUGGCGCCAGCUGGGCCCCGCCUGGAGCUGCUGACCGCGCUGGGCCUGUGCCAGGAGGGCAUCGCCACCUACGAAGCCGCCCUGAAACUGGACGCAACCAGCAAGGACCUGUGGCUGAAUCUGGGCAUGGCCUGCAAGGAGCUCUGCUGGGUGGAGCGUGCGGAGCAGGCGCUGCGAAAGGCGGCUCGCCUGGCGGGCAAGGGCGGCACCGCGGUGCACGCCUACCGCCUGCUGGCGCAGAUGAAGCAGGGCCUGGGGGACCACCUGGGGGCGGUGCGGGAGCUGAACCGCGGCAUCGCCGCCACCGACAAGCAGAGCCAGCGCAUCGAGCUGCAGUUCCUGCGGGGCGCGUGCCACCACGCUGUGGGGCUGCACCGCCAGGCCGUGGAAGACUACCAGCAGACGCUGGAGGCGCAGGACUCUCUGGACCCGGGCAGUACCACCUCGGGGGAGCUGGUGUCGUUCAUCUGCCUGGCCUUCUACCAAAAGGAGAUGGCGCUGUACGUUCGCAAGAACCUGGACAGCCACGUGCUUUCCUUCUGCGUGGAUGCCGACCUGCACCCCGAGUUCAAGGAGCUGUGGUGCAAGAAGGGGCCUCCCUCGGGCACGUUUGUGUCCAUGUACCGCGCAAUAAUGCAGCCGCAGCACCCGAAUUGGUCGGCGCCCAAGCCGCCGCCGCCGCCCGCGGAGCAGCUGGGCCUGCUGCUGGAGGCUGCGGAUGCUGUGGGGAAGCUGGUGCAGUACAGCCAUCAGGGCUUCCUGCCUAACAAGCGCCAGCAGCGCAUGGCGGGCCUGGCCGCCAUUGAGUUUGCGCAGGCGCUGCAGCAGCUGGCCGCAGACAAGCGGGAGGGGCGCCCCACGCUUGUGGACAACGCGGGGGCGUCGGUGAGCGCGCGGCGGCACAGCCGCAGCGGGCGGCACGAGAUGGGGUGGCGGGACGCCAUGGACGUCAUUGUGAGGUGGCGCCAGCUGGCGGAGCCAAACGACCAGGUCAUCUGGGUGGACCUGCUGACGGAGCGGGAGUUCAACGCCGGCUUCGGAUCCCACACCCCCAUGUUCACGGGGCAGACCAAGUGCGUGCGGUACUACAUGAUAUUCCACCGCGCCAUGGCCGUCAUGAAGCGGGUGCUGGCAGCUGAGAGGAAGGCCACCAAUGCCAGCAACGCGGCGGUGGAGCUCGACACAGAGGAGCGGCAGGCGGCGGCGCAGGCGGCGGAGACGGCAGAGGCAAUGUGGAAGGCGCUGGGGUCGGACUGCUGGGUGGUGGUGCCCAUUGAGAGCACCACGCGGCCGGGGCACACGCUGGAGGGCACGCGGCUGACUGUCGUCAGCAUGUGCAAGCAGGCGGCGGCGCCAGAGGAGCAAGCACAGCCGGUGGCUUUCCGGCUCGGCAACGGCGUGCGCGGCGCCGAGGUGGCGCAGGGCGGCGAGGCGGCGCCCCCCAAGCCGCGGCCGCAGCCCGACGCUUACGAGUUCUCCAUCCGCACACCCGUCACCCCAGCCCGGUGGGACGACUACCACCAGGCACGCCCGCCUCCUCACUACCAGACCGACUGGGAGGCGAUCCUGGAGAGCCGCCCAGCCAGCUUCAUCGCAUCGGUGGCGCCCUGGAUGUACCCGCCGGAGCUGUCCAGCAGCGGGGGCGGCAGCGCAGAUGGCGGCGGCGGAGACGGCGGCGCAGAGGGAAGCGGUGCUGCCGGCGGCGGCGGCGGCGGCGGGGGCGGCGGGGCGGCGGGCGACGGCAGCGGUGACGGCGGGCCGGCAGGGGCGCCGCCGCCGCCCUGCACGCCGGUGGACCAGCUGCCAAAGGUCAUCGAGGUGCUGCACACGAUGAGGGCGCGCCUGGAGGCGCUCAACGGCGGCGACGUGCCCAGGAUCUGA